AUGGAGAGGAGGGCAAAGGUAAACUCUUCCAAUAUUUCCAAGAUUUACCACGGGAACUUGGUCACUGACGAUGCGUUUCUCCGCCAGGACGUAGAGUCUCUGCUCGCAACAUCAUCUGGCCAAAAAGCCUUGGACUAUGCCAUACAAGCGGCCGAGUUGUAUAUGCGAGCAGCUGCAGAGAAGGGAAUCGGUAAAGAUGAAGCAGCUCGACGUCGCCGCAAAUGCCAACAGCUCAUCGCACUCGCCGAACAGCUCAAGCACCAGCUAGCAGCACCGUCGGCAUCACCACCAGCAGAGGGCUUCAGCAUUCUGCGUGGUGCUUCACGGCUUCACGGAAGCUACUAUCCUCCUUGGGGUGAAGAUCCCUCAGACGCGCAGUUCCAGCUUGGGGCUGAUCAGAACCCAUUCGUUGAUGACACUGUAUUCCCGCUUUCCGAAACCCAAAUAGCCAACUUUUCGGCAUGGAGAAGACCACACGAGCUAUUCGGCCCAUUCUCUGACGGCCAAGAUGACAUUCUUAUGAACCAAGGCACGCGAUUCGACUUGGCGCAAGAUAUAACCACUGACUGUUCGGUCGUCGCUAGUCUCUCUGCUGCCGCAGGGAUUUGGACUGGAAAACAUGCAGUUCUCUCGAAAAUUAUGCACCCAUUCGACCACGGAAGGGGUCAGCCUAAGCUAUCGCCUUCGGGAAAAUACAUAUUUCGGCUAAAUUUCAACGGCUGUGCUCGCCGAGUUGUCAUAGAUGACAGGCUUCCAUCCUCAGGAACAGAUCGAGCCCUCUUCGUGAUCAAUCGACAUAACCCUCGCUUGAUAUGGCCGGCUUUGCUCGAGAAGGCCUAUCUCAAGGUACGGGGCGGCUAUGAUUUCCCCGGUAGCAAUUCGGGGACUGAUCUCUGGGUCCUCACUGGGUGGAUUCCUGAACAAAUAUUUCUCCAGAGGGAGGACUUUGACAUAGAUGAGGCAUGGGAUCGGAUCAAGACAGCUUAUGAUAUGGGGAACGUCGUCAUCACACUCGGCACAGGCCACGUCUCUACAGAAGAAGAAGAUAUAAUGGGUCUCGUAGGGGAACAUGACUAUGCUGUGCAGGAUCUUGACCCAUCAGGCCGCAAAUUUCUUGUCAAGAAUCCUUGGUCACACGGUCAGACGUGGACAGGGCAAGGGUGGUCUGCCAUCCACGGCUCCGUAAGAGCCAAGCUUGACUCUUCAUCGUCUGAGGCUAGUGAUGAAGAUGCCGAGUCACCAUCUGCGGGUACCCUCUGGCUGGCUAUUGAGGAUAUAGCUCAGCAUUUCGAGUCCAUGUAUCUCAACUGGAAUCCAGCCCUAUUUUCUCAUCGCCAAGAGCGUCAUUUUGCUUGGGAUAUCCCCACCAAAGAUUUUGCGGCAUCAUUGGUGCGCAACCCGCAAUUCUCAAUCAUCUCACCCACAGGAGGAGUGAUCUGGAUCUUAUUGAGCCGUCAUUUUGCAGAUGCUGAACUUGAGAUUGCCCGCAACAAGUCUGGAUCUCUGGCUGCCGUGGCCAGUCAACUUGGCUUCAUGAGUAUUCUUGUGUUCGACCAUCAAGGACAAAGGGUCCAGCUCAGUGAUGGACCGACAUAUUCUGGGCCGUAUGUUGACUCUCCACAGACACUCGCAAGGAUCGAGAGCAGGGCGGAUAAAGCGUACACUGUUGUCAUUGACCAGCAGGCGUUACCUUUGCCCAACUACACUUUCUCGCUUUUCAUCUUCUCUAAUGGGCCAGUGCAUGUCAAAGAAGCUGAGGAGAAGAUGACGUAUUUCACAGAACACAGUGGCUCCUGGAAUAGACGGACGGCAGGGGGGAAUUCAUCGUGCACGACGUAUUUCUUGAAUCCCCAGUAUAAGCUGUCGGUUCCUCGUGCCACCCCCAUAUCCACUCUGUUAUCCACAGGCAACCGAGAUGUUCAUGUCCAUGUCGAUUUGAUCUGGGCACGAGGGAAACGCGCAAAUACGGUCAAGGCAAAGGAUUUGGUCGUUUCAUCGGGAGAAUACCGUCGUGGUUGUGCCAUCGCCGAACUUGCUAUGCUCGAAGCCGGAGAUUACACCCUGGUCUGUUCAACUUUUGAAGCACAGCAGAUGGCUGAUUUUAUACUCCGGAUCGGCUCUAUGACGCCAAUUACUCUAGAGCCUAUACCGGCUGAUACAGCAGGAAAACUACGAACGCCUAUAUCACCAUUCACUCUAGGUGGAGAAGGACAAAGCUGGAGAGCACCCAUCAGCGCUUCAUGGGUAACUCGAGCCUUUGUAUCUAUUCGAAGUUUGGCACCUCUGUCCGAGACUUUAUAUCAUGACACCCGCUCCUUGCCGGCCGUGAUGGUUCGCAUCUCGAUUAUGGAUGGUCCAGAGUCGGAGCCACGUAUUCUAGCAGAGUCAAAAGGAGGCUUGGAAGACUCUGGAGCAAUCAUUCGGACACCCGAGUUCGACAUUGCGCCGACUAGCCCGAGCCACGGACCCAGGUAUCUUAUCAUUGAGAGUCUAUGGGAGCACAGAGCAAUCCAAGAACUUUGUGGAGACAUCUUUAGCGACUCUCCCAUCCAAAUUGGCGACUGGGGAGUUUGA
This is a messenger RNA of Trichoderma virens Gv29-8, 2574 nucleotides long. RefSeq lists its product as uncharacterized. The transcript has 4 exons. NCBI's taxonomy places the organism in Eukaryota, Fungi, Ascomycota, Sordariomycetes, Hypocreales, Hypocreaceae. The coding region runs from base 1 to 2574 and encodes 857 amino acids. Gene Ontology annotation, molecular function: calcium-dependent cysteine-type endopeptidase activity. Gene Ontology annotation, biological process: proteolysis. The record is from RefSeq and is a predicted model, not a curated record.